This is a messenger RNA of Acipenser ruthenus (sterlet), 4781 nucleotides long. RefSeq names its product enteropeptidase. Gene Ontology annotation, biological process: proteolysis. NCBI's taxonomy places the organism in Eukaryota, Metazoa, Chordata, Actinopteri, Acipenseriformes, Acipenseridae. Gene Ontology annotation, cellular component: membrane. Bases 81 to 3110 code for a protein of 1009 amino acids. Gene Ontology annotation, molecular function: serine-type endopeptidase activity; protein binding. The record is from RefSeq and is a predicted model, not a curated record. The transcript is spliced from 24 exons.
GCCUAUAUAAAUACAUUUACUCUUCUUCCAAGAUAUUAUCAUUGCCGACGUGAAGUGUAAGAAGUUCAUUGACAGAGAAGAUGUGUACUGAUUCAGAAAACCCCACAGUCAAGAGCAGAUUCUCUUCCUGCGAAAUUAUCUUGUCUGCCCUUUUCAUAGCUUCAAUGAUAGUCUGUGCUGGCUUGAUAGCAAUCGCAUGGCUUUCACUUCAACAGUCCCCAGAAGAGGAUCAAAUCAAAAUCAAUGGAACUGAAGUAUUUUUGAGAGGGGCAUUUAAAAUUCUCACAGGAGCUAUCUUUAGUGAAAAGCUUCAGAACAUGUCUUCAGUGGAAUUCAAAUCCCUUGCUUUUGAUAUUGAACAUAUGCUAUCAAAUAUUUACUUACAAAGUAGUCUGAAGAAUAAGUACAAGGCCUGUGACGUUUUAUAUUUCAGAAAUGGAAGUGUGGUGGCCACAUUUAACCUGCAUUUCACAGAGUCUGUACCUAGUGAGGUUGUGAGACAAGAACUAAUAAAUGGUAUUGAAGAAAAUAAAGGAGGUGUAAUGGGAACAUUUACUGUUGACAAACAAAGCAUUGCGGUUGGAAUGCAAUGUUUACCUGGUUAUGAGCAAUGUGCUGAUUAUAUGACAUGUGUACCUCAAACGUUGCUGUGCGAUGGAGUUAACAACUGUCAAGAUGGCUCUGACGAGAAUCUGAAACGUUGCGCAACACCUUGUGAUGGGCAAUUCCUCCUGAAUGGGCCUACGGGCUCUUUCCACUCCAUUAAUUUCCCUUUGCCAUACGAUUCUGACAUUUUCUGCCGAUGGAUCAUACGCAUUCAGAAGGGACUUUCCAUUAAAAUAAAUUUUCCUGCAUUUGUAACAGAAGAAAUAACAGAUGUUUUGAAUCUGUAUGAAGGCACUGGUCAAAACAAAGUUCUGAUGUAUUCACUGUCUGGUUCUACUCCAGGAUCUGUAAGGAUAAUGUCUAGUGAAGCAACUGUAGAAUUUCUUUCAGAUUAUAUCAACAAUUUCAAUGGCUUUAAUGCAACAUAUGAAGCAGAAAACAUCAGUAUUCUUUCCAAUGAGAGGAAGAUCAAUUGUUCUUUUGAAGAAGGCUGGUGCUACUGGAGACAAGAUCCCAACGAUAAUGGAGAAUGGAUGAGAUUAAAUGGGCCGACAUUUCCACCAUUUUCCGGACCUAAUUUUGAUCAUACGUUUAUGAACGAAUCAGGGUUUUAUCUGAGCACUCCUACAGUGUUUGGAAACCAAGUAAGAAGUUUUAGACUGUACAGUCUCCCUUUAGCUGCUGCAAUCCAACCACUUUGUCUAAGUUUCUGGUACCACAUGUACGGCAAUGAUGUCUACAGGUUGAGAGUUAAUAUCUCAAAGGUACAGAGCUUGCCGAAAAUCAUUUUUAAAAAAGAAGGAAACUAUGGUGACAGCUGGCAUUAUGGACAGAUCACGCUAAAUGAGACUGCAGAUUUUACAGUUGUUUUUGAAGCACAAAAGAACAUAGGCCUGAGAAAUGAUAUAGCAAUUGAUGACAUUGGACUGACAAACGGCAGCUGUGUAGAAGGUGUUUACCCAGAACCCACUCCUGUUCCGCCACCUACAACCCUGCCUCCACAACCCACGGACUGUGGAGGGCCUUUUGAACUUUGGGAUUCAAACUCAACAUUUAGUUCGACCAGUUACCCCAGAAAUUAUAUGAACAAUGCAUUCUGUGUUUGGUAUCUAAAUGCAGACGAGGGUAAAAACAUCAAGCUACAUUUUUUGGACUUUGACUUGGAAGAUAUUUAUGAUGUUGUUGAAGUGAGAGAUGGGAGAGGAGAUGAUUCUUUACUGUUAGAUGUGUAUACAGGAAAAACAUCGUUUCAGGAUGUGUACUCCACAACAAACCACAUGACAGUGCUAUUCACUACAGACAAGUCCACAACCAGAAAGGGCUUUCUGGCAAAUUUCACAACUGGUUACAACCUUGGCAAGCCAGAAUCUUGUUCUUCAAGUGAUUUCCAGUGCUCCUCUGGAGAAUGUAUUGCAAAUGGCAGCCUCUGUGAUGGUCACCCAGAUUGCUCUGAUGUCUCAGAUGAAUCUAACUGUGCACUUCUGCAAAAUGGCACUCAAUCCACCAAUGGGAAAGUGCAACUCAUGAUGCGGAGUGAGUGGUACACCGUUUGUGCUGAAUACUGGACCAACCAGCUCUCAGAGUUCAUGUGUCAAUAUCUAGGCUUUGGGUCUGGCAAUGCAACCCUGGUUCCAUCUCCUGAUGAUGGAGACACCUUUGUAACAGUGAGACAAACAGAAAAUGGUAGUUUAGUGCUCACUCCCAGUGAUCAAUGUGCAAAUGGAUCUGUUGUAUAUCUAAGAUGCAUCACCAAGCCUUGUGGAACUAGAAUGGUAUUGCAUAAGAACGAUGGGAAGAUUGUUGGUGGAGAGAAUGCUAAGCAAGGGGCUUGGCCUUGGAUAGUAUCCCUCCAUUUCAAAGGACAACAUGCUUGUGGUGCUGCUCUUGUUAACAAUGAGUGGCUUGUGUCAGCAAGUCACUGUGCUUAUGGGAGAAAUGUUCAUCCUUCAGAUUGGAAAGCGGUCAUUGGUCUUCACACACAGCUCAAUUUAACAUACCCACAGACUGCAAUCCGCCGGAUUGACCGCAUUGUGAUGAACCCUCAGUACAACAAGAGAACAAAGGACAGUGACAUCACCAUGAUGCACCUGGAACAUAAAGUGAACUUUACAGAUUACAUUCAGCCAAUAUGUCUUCCAGAGAAGGAGCAAAUGUUUAAACCAGGAAUGAAAUGUUUAAUUGCUGGAUGGGGUAAAGUUUUAGAGCAAGGAUCUGUUGCAAAUAUCUUACAAGAAGCAGAGAUCCCUCUAAUUACAAAUGAGAAGUGUCAGCAGCAGUUGCCUGAAUAUAAUAUUACACAAAGAAUGAUGUGUGCGGGCUAUGAACAAGGAGGUGUAGACUCCUGCCAGGGAGACUCAGGUGGACCUCUGAUGUGCCAGGAAGAUACCAGGUGGAUAUUAGCAGGGGUGACUUCUUUUGGGUAUGGGUGUGCUAGGCCCCAGCGCCCAGGUGCAUACGUCCGUGUCACACAGUUUGUUGAUUGGAUACACAAUAUUCUUAACUAAUCACUAAGGAUUCACAAUCAUUUUUGUCAUUAAUCUGCAUCAAAAUAGUUAGGUUACCAUACUUAUAAAACAAACAAAAAUUGAAUUCACAUUAAGUUUUGGACCUUAAAUCAUUCCCCAGAGACAGUUCUGAAGGAAUGAUAGGUGGAAUUGUGAAAUGGACACAGAUCUCUAAAACACAUUUAAAUAUCUUUCAGAAUUGUCAACUGAAGUGUGGUCCAUACACCUCUUACUGAAAGUGUUAUGACAGGUUUCCUAUUUUUUGUCCAACUCCUAUGAAACCCAGUUUGAUGAAUAUUCAACAUUAUUCUAAACAAUACUGAACCUUUAUACCACCUACUGACAGCUUUUGACUUUGAGAGUUUGCAAAAACACUGUGCACAAGACCUGCAAAUACCUGCUCUUCAAAAAGCUUUUUGCUAUUAUCUGUCUUUUCUCAGGAGGAUUUUGAAAAUGGUGUCCAACAUGUAUAACCAAGGAUUAAUUCGAAUGUCUCAGAUUUAUGUCAGGAUAGAUUAAGGUUAAUGUUAAAUAAUAGAAACAUAUGUUAUAUAUGCAAUAUGCAACCUGUCUGUGUAGUGUAUCUUAUUCUGUGUGAAAACAUAUUUUCUAAGAGUUUACUUCAGUCUUUUAUAUACACACACACACACACACACACACACACACACACACACACACACACACACACACACACACACACACUGUUGUGCUAAAGUCUUAGACAUGUUGCAUUUUUCUACUCUGAAGCAUUCUGAGCAUCAACAAUUUACUCAAAGCCUCCACUAGUGUUUUCUACUAUUAUAACAACCUUGACUUGCAUAAAGAAGGAAAAACAUUGAGUGAAAUAGCUCGCAUCACUUGAUUUUCAAGGUGUGGUAUCCAAAGCAUAAUCAACAAGUACAGAGAAACAUCAUCUGUAAUUGACAAACCUAGGACUGGAAGACCUAAAAAGCUGUCUAACAAGGAUGAGCAAUACUUGAUAAUAAUAUCCUUAAGGAAUAGAAAGAAGACAAGCGUUGAAUUGACAACAGAACUGGCAGAAGGAGCAGGUGUCAUUGUCCAUCAAAUCAACAGUAUGAAGGUCACUCUUGAAAUCAGGACUAAAGGAUGUGUUGCAGUAAGAAUACCUCUGUUAAGAAAGUGGAACAAGACUAAAAGGCUAAAAUAUGCACAAGAACACAGAAAUUGGACAAUGGAACAAUGGUCAAAGUUGCUUUGGACUGUUGAUGGAUGCGGCGCCUGGGAUUGCAUUAGGUGACAGCAAUUAAUAAAUCUGAUUUAGAUAUAUAAUAUAAGCAGUCUAGAACAGUUGUAUGAAUAUCACAUAUUCUUUAAUACAUCCAACCAGACUUUAAAACAACUAAAAAAACAAACAAACACACAGGUGUUGUCCAAUACAAUUAACUAGCUCAAUUUGUUUUUAACCUCCAGUCAUUCUAUUAGAGAUUACAUUCUCAUUGGCAGACUUCAAAAUAAAAUAAUAAGGCAAAGCUUUGUGAAUACACCCUUAGGUUUCUUACCAGUAAAUCCAUGAAAGGCAAUGUACAAUUACUGACCAAUAACCAUCAAAUUGGAAGUGUAGGUGUGAUUUGUAUACUCUUCAUAUAUUACAAUUUUGUAAUAUAUGCAACAUGCUAUUAAUAAUAUGCAUGUUUCUUUACUGUGGUAACA